Messenger RNA from Coccinella septempunctata (seven-spotted ladybird), 1909 nucleotides. RefSeq names its product tumor protein p63-regulated gene 1-like protein. Gene Ontology annotation, cellular component: cytoplasm. NCBI's taxonomy places the organism in Eukaryota, Metazoa, Arthropoda, Insecta, Coleoptera, Coccinellidae. The transcript is spliced from 6 exons. Bases 90 to 1172 code for a protein of 360 amino acids. The record is from RefSeq and is a predicted model, not a curated record.
CACUUCUAACCUGAAAAUUUCUUAAUUUUCAUUCCACGGAAAUUGUUUACGUGACAUAAAUCGAGUGCAUUUGAAUAAUUUUCUGAAAUAUGAUAGACGAAUGCAAUUUAGAUGAUGAUUCCACUUCACAGUUCAGAGGAGGAUCUUUGAGGAUUCAUCCAGGAGGAAGUAAAUCCGAACUUUUACCGAAAUCUAAGGAAAAUCAGAGCCUAGAUAAGGAAAAUGCGAGAAUUAACUCAAAUUGUAACUGGGGACAGACUUUUAUGUCUCCCUUCGCUUCUUUGCCUAACAAAUUAUCUGUUAAUAUCUGGGGUACUAAACCCGAACCAAAAAUAGAAAGGACAGCCUCUCAAACAGCGCCUAUGACCCAACAGAGAACUAUACAAUCAUCCGUUAUUAUACCAGAAGACCCAUGUAAUUAUUUCACUUUUCGGGAUGGGGUUGUGGAUAAUGCAGUAAAGGAAUGUAGGGAUGAAUUUUUGGAUGAAGAUUGUGAUGGCCCUCUUUUAGCCUACUUUCUGCUUACUCAGAUCAAUCAUUGGGAUACAGACAAGGAAAGACUCAUCCUUUUGACACCAAAAACUCUAGUCAUUGCUAAAUAUGAUUUUAUUGCUCUCAAACGUUUAGGAUAUAAAAAAUUACCUUUGGAUUUGGUGGAGCAAUUACACGUUGGCGAUCUAGUCUACCCUAAUGGAUCAUUGAUUCCUCGUUUAAAUGGAGUCACUGAUGGAUUGACUAAUUUUUUGGAGAAUUGUCUUUUUUCUCGAUGGGGAAAUACUGAAAGUAAACCAAUGAAUAACUUCUACCAAUCUAGGGACAGAAAUAUGAGAGGAGCAAGAUUGAUGUGGAAACAGGAGAAACCAGCGAGUUUGGGAUCCAAAUGGAAUCCUUUCACUGACAACGUUCCAUUUUGCACGUUCACAUAUCAUCCUCUGUAUUUCCACAAAGAUGGUACGGUUGAACCUAGGAGGAAUAUUUUCGAUUUGGACGCAUUCGUAGACAAACUAUGCGACGUUUUCGUCGCCAUGCAGUUGAAGAAAUCAGACGAAAAGGAUUAUUGUGCUAUAUAUCGCAAGACUAUCGUACUUGAAAAUUACGUUGGCAUCGGUUCCUUGCUGCACAAUCGAAACGCACUGGGAUUUUUUAAAGUAAGAGGAAAGUUCAGCUUCUAGGCGAAACAGUUGGGGAAAAGCAAUAAGUAUAAUAAAAGGGAAUAUUCAUUAAUUUUCACUAGGGGAUGUGCACCUGGAUCAUGAUGUAGCGUUAUUGGUUCGUAGAAAAGAAAGAAAGAUAGAACAUAUAAUAAAAAGAAAAACAAAAAUACUUGGUGUUGAGUGUUCCUAUAUUUUAUUCUUAUUCUUUUUCGGAAUUUAUUGCUUUGAUCUGUGUGCCAAUAAAUGUCAAUUUAUCUCAAUUUAACAUAUCUAAAGAACCAUGAAACUAGUGGACUUGAUAACCAAAGAUGAAGAUAUAGAAAAUAUAUAUAUGUAUACACAGUUGAAAUUUCAGUGAUAUAUUCAGAUGCGAAAAAAACCAAACUGAUAUAUCUCCAACAAGAUAUUUAUAUUCGCAAAUUAUUUUAUGAAGUAUAUUUUAUAUUGAACAUUUGCAACUUUUUAAUUUUUUCUAUACUACCAAACUUUUCAGGGUACCCUAACGGGACCAAGAUAUACAUUAAUUUUAUCUCACUAUAGUCAUUUUAUUGUAGUUUUAUGCUUAUCUCACAAAAAUGAGUUAGCAUAUAGUAAAUGGGCCAGUUUUCGAAAUGAUGUACUUUAAUCUUAUCCUAUGCUGCACUUUUAUAAUAAAGUUGGACAGUUCUUGAAAAAAUUAUUCGAAUAUAAAAAAAUAUCCUACGCACUACUAUUUGAUAAGCUCGAAUAUUUUGAAAAGAAACCUACUUAUACAA